Molecule: messenger RNA, 267 nt
Organism: Ilex paraguariensis (yerba mate)
Lineage: Eukaryota; Viridiplantae; Streptophyta; Magnoliopsida; Aquifoliales; Aquifoliaceae
Source: the annotation of a GenBank genome assembly
AUGCACAGAGAAAGUACAGGAUCAGGUAUUGAGUCCUGGGAUUGGAGCCUUGAAGGGGAGAAAUGCACAUAUCAUGCUUUGUUUCCCAGAGCUUGGACUGUAUACGAUGGUGCUCCUGACCCGGAGCUUAAGAUAAUUUGUCGCCAGAUUUCACCAUUUAUUCCGCAUAACUACAAGGAGAGCAGCUUCCCUGUAACAGUAUUUACAUUCACGCUCUCCAACUCUGGAAAGACUGCUGCAGAUGUCACCUUGCUUUUUACCUGGGCU